AUGUUACUCCCCGUCUCUCUAGCCCUCCUUUGGGCACUGGCACUGGCCUCCUCGGCAAAGCCUCUUGUCGUACGGGAUAAAUCUCCCAUAACUGUGCCUUUCUCCAGGCGCCUCAAUUUCACUGGCAAAUCGACGCUGGCUCAAAGGGACCGCGUCCGGGCACAGACGUUCAUGGGUUGCUGCCGCGGAGGCAUGUCUUGCGGCUUCGAGACCGCUGCCGCUAGCGUUUUUGACGUUUCUGCGAUGAAUGGAGCCGUUGACUACACUGUCACCGUUGGUAUCGGAUAUCCUGCCACAGAAUACACUUUGAUCGUCGACACCGGUAGCUCCAACACUUGGGUCGGAGCAGACCAAGCCUACGUACAAACCAACACAUCUCGAAACACUGGCGAGGAAGUUGAGGUUGACUAUGGUUCGGGAUACUUUGAAGGGGAAGAAUACACCGACACUGUAACGCUCGGGUCUGGUUUCGCAAUAACAAACCAGUCCAUUGGUGUUGCAUCCGUCACCGAAGGCUUCAGUGGUGUCGACGGAAUUCUUGGGAUUGGCCCUCAAGAUCUCACUUGCGGCACCCUAAGCAACGCGGACGAGUGCAUUCCGACUGUGACCGACAACGCGUACUCUCAGGGCCUAAUCAGUGCACAUGAGGUUGGAAUUUCCUUCGAGCCGACUACCUCUCUGUCUAUCACCAACGGCGAGCUCACCUUUGGCGGCACUGAUUCGAGCAAGUAUACCGGCACCAUCACCUACACGCCCAUCACGACGACAGAGCCUGCAAGCUCCUACGUAGGUAUCGACCAAUCUAUCACCUACGGGUCGAGCACGACUAUCCUCCCCAGUUCUGCUGGUAUUGCGGACACCGGUACUACCUUGAUUCUGCUUUCCAGCUCGGCUUACAAGGCAUAUGAACGCGCGACUGGGGCGACGUACGAUGAGAACACCGGCCUACUCAGGCUUACCACGGCAGAGUACGAUAAGCUCGAGAGCUUAUAUUUCAACAUUGGAGAAACCACAUACGAGUUCACUGCAAACGCUCAAAUUUGGCCUCGCUCGUUGAAUACUGCCAUUGGCGGCACCUCCGAAUACGUCUACCUCAUUGUGAACGAUCUGGGGUCGGAUGCCGAGACCGGUCUCGAUUUCAUCAAUGGAAUGACAUUCCUCGAGCGAUUCUACUUCGUCUACGAUGCUGGAAACAGCCAGGUUGGCUUUGCUACAACACCCUACACUAACGCCACUACGAAUUAA
Molecule: messenger RNA, 1245 nt
Organism: Fibroporia radiculosa
Lineage: Eukaryota; Fungi; Basidiomycota; Agaricomycetes; Polyporales; Fibroporiaceae
Exons: 11
Coding region: 1-1245 (414 amino acids)
Biological process (GO): proteolysis
Molecular function (GO): aspartic-type endopeptidase activity
Source: RefSeq, a predicted model, not a curated record